GCUAGCUGUCUGUGUCCCUUCAGGGCCACCAUAGUAGAGACAAACAGCUCUGGAUCUGACGCCGUUUACGGGAAAGGAGGAAGCUCAAUAACUGUACACAAAACCUGAACUAGGUAACUGUGUAGGAAUCUCUAAAAGUUCAUCAUCAUGUCCAGGUUCGGAGGAGCCCCAAAGUGCCAGGCCUGUGGCAAGUCUGUCUACUUUGCUGAGGAAGUUAUAGCAGCUGGAAGUAAAUGGCAUAAAGCCUGUUUCAAAUGCUCGGAUUGCAGCAAACCGUUGGAUUCCACGACAGUCAAGGACCAUGAUGGCAAACUCUACUGUGCGUCUUGCCACGGUAAGAAGUUUGGACCAAAGGGAUAUGGCUACGGUGGAGGAGCUGGUGUGUUGAGCACUGAAGGCGCAAUGGGGAGUAAGCCAGCCAGUGAGAGAUCUUACGUCCCGGCUGGUCAGGGGGCGGCUGGAGCAGGGGCUUCAAAAUUUGGCGGUGCGGACAGGUGCCCACGAUGCUCAAAAGCCGUUUACGCUGCUGAGAAAAUGAUUGGUGCAGGACUGACAUGGCACAAAAGUUGCUUCAACUGCAAAACUUGCAACAAGAAGCUGGACUCUACCACCGUUAGUGAUAAAGAUGGCGAAUUAUUCUGUAAAUCUUGCUACGGGAAGAAUUUUGGCCCCAAGGGUUAUGGAUUUGGAGGUGGAGCUGGCGCCCUCGUCAACACUAAGUAAUAGAGACAUCAGUUGCGUCUAGUCUCACUGUGUCAGUACACCAAAGUUGUACAGGGUUUGCCCUUAACUUUCUUAUUGACUGGGUAGCAGGACCAGCCGUCGAUUUCACCAAACUAAGGAUUAAUCUUUGGACUAAGGACAAGUUAAGUUCCGUAUUCGAAGACGUUAGGACGCAUUGAACCCGUUUUUAAGUUCGGAACGGGUUACUUGUCCUAACUCGAGAUUGGAUUAAUUCAAGCGUUUGGUGAAAUCGUCUGCUGAGCUGAACUUCAUGACUCUGCUUACCACCGAAUUCUGCGCGUAUGAUCACCAGAGUUUCUACAGCUGUGUAAUAAUAAUAAUAAGAAAUGCUUAUAUAGCGCAAUUCAGUACUGCAAGUACUCUCAAUGCGCUUUACA
Messenger RNA from Asterias rubens (European starfish), 1121 nucleotides. RefSeq names its product cysteine and glycine-rich protein 1-like. The record is from RefSeq and is a predicted model, not a curated record. The coding region runs from base 148 to 723 and encodes 191 amino acids. The transcript is spliced from 6 exons. Gene Ontology annotation, cellular component: Z disc; cytoplasm; nucleus. Gene Ontology annotation, biological process: muscle tissue development; sarcomere organization. Gene Ontology annotation, molecular function: structural constituent of muscle; actinin binding. NCBI's taxonomy places the organism in Eukaryota, Metazoa, Echinodermata, Asteroidea, Forcipulatida, Asteriidae.